Molecule: messenger RNA, 1421 nt
Organism: Durio zibethinus
Lineage: Eukaryota; Viridiplantae; Streptophyta; Magnoliopsida; Malvales; Malvaceae
Source: RefSeq, a predicted model, not a curated record
CAAAUCCAGCAGUGUAAAAAUGUCUCUUUCCAUUCGACUUUGCAUCCCACUCCAACGGAUCAGCGAGUGUGGUUUUUUAAAUUAUUAUUUAAAAACUGUUUCUUUUUCUUCUUAUUCUUCUUCGACGACUGCUAAAACAUUUCUGAAUCUGAAUCCAAAUUCAUCGAAAGAUUAGGGCUUUAAUUUCGCCCAGUCUCAAUGGACAAAAUCAGAAGAGCUUCGCAUGCAGGAUCUUGGUACACUGAUAACCCAAAAAAAUUAGCGGAAGAGCUUGAUGGAUGGAUCAGGGCGGCUGGUUUGGCUAAAUCUUCUGAUGUAAGAGGUGUAAUUGCUCCGCAUGCUGGUUAUUCAUAUUCAGGUCGUGCUGCUGCCUAUGCUUUUGGAAACAUAGAUCCAACAAACAUUUCUCGGGUAUUCCUUCUUGGUCCAUCUCACCAUUAUUACACUCCAAAAUGUGCUCUGUCAACAGCUACAGUUUACAAGACACCAAUAGGGGACCUACCUAUUGACUUGGAAGUCAUUGAAGAGCUGAAAGCUACAGGAAAAUUUGAAUUGAUGGAUCUUCGAGUUGAUGAAGCUGAGCAUAGCAUGGAAAUGCAUUUGCCUUAUAUUGCAAAAGUAUUUGACGGGCAUCCAGUGAAAGUUGUACCUAUUUUGGUUGGUGCUCUUAGCGCUGAAAAUGAAGCAAUGUAUGGAAAGUUGUUGGCCAAAUACGUAGAUGAUCCUCAUAAUUUCUUCUGUGUGUCAUCAGAUUUUUGUCACUGGGGUUCUCGGUUUAAUUACAUGCACUAUGACAAGAAGUAUGGGGCCAUACACAAAUCAAUUGAGGCCUUAGACAAGACGGGCAUGGAUAUAAUAGAAACAGGAGAUGCAGAUGCGUUCAAACAAUAUUUGUUGGAGUAUGACAAUACCAUCUGUGGACGCUAUCCAAUUAGUGUUUUCCUUCAUAUGCUGAGGAACAGCUCAACAAAAAUAAAGAUAAAAUUUCUCCGAUAUGAGCAAUCAAGUCAAUGCAAAACUAUGAGAGACAGUAGUGUAAGUUAUGCAUCUGCAGCAGCAAAGGUGGAUGCUUGAAGAUGUAAAAAAAGAAAGUAUUCUCACUGGAGUGAGAACUUCUGGCUAUUUAAACUCGUUUGAUUUGAAUGUAAUUUCUAACAUAAGUACAUGCAUUUGCAAGACCCAUUAAGUGGUGGCUUCCGUGUUCAUAGAUUAAGACUAAUAACGGUACUUGUUUCCUCAAAUUGUCGAUUCGCUUCUGUUUGUUUGACUGUGAAUUUGAUGUGGAUGCACUAUUUGGGCAAUGGCAUAGCUUACAUUUAGACAUGAUAAUAUGUGUAUUUGUACAUAUUUAGACAUUAUAAUUCGACUAUUUGUAUCAUGUUUUUCUUGUAUCAAAUAGUAUAAAAUAUAAAAAAAUUAUC